Molecule: messenger RNA, 2602 nt
Organism: Drosophila nasuta
Lineage: Eukaryota; Metazoa; Arthropoda; Insecta; Diptera; Drosophilidae
Gene: BTBD9
Product: BTB (POZ) domain containing 9
Exons: 5
Coding region: 338-2548 (736 amino acids)
Biological process (GO): adult locomotory behavior; modulation of chemical synaptic transmission; circadian behavior
Cellular component (GO): cytoplasm
Molecular function (GO): protein binding
Source: RefSeq, a predicted model, not a curated record
GUUUGUCAAAGUGCGACACAACUCAGCCUAGCUACAAUUGGAAAACAUUGUAAACACAUCAAAUAGCAAUAAUAACAAUACAAAUCAAAAGCAAUAUAAUUUAAAAAAAAAAAUGCGUAAGACGCAUAUUGGACAUAUGUAACUUGUAACGUGGAUGGUCAACAAAAGCCACGAUCGUUAAAGGUAAUACAACGUAAAGCAAGAAAAAUAUAAAUCCACACACGCACACACAUACGCAUGUAAAAAGACGAAAGAAUAAAUAAUAAAGCGGACAACGACAGCGAAAAGUGCGCGCUGCAUAGCACAGCAAAUUAAUUAAUUACAAAGUUAUACAAUAAUGAGCAGCCAGGGGGGGCAUCGGACGCCAUGCAGCUUUGCCGCCGGCAGCAUGACAACCCUGGCCCGCAACAAAAGCAACAACAACAACAACACAACAGACUGCUCGGGCGCCAAUUAUAAAGGCGCCGAAUACAGCAAUGAAAUUGAUCUGGGAGAACGCUUCUCGGUGGACAUUGCCCGACUCUGCAUGAACGAUCGCUACUCGGAUGUGGAAUUCGUGGUCGAGGAGCAACGUUUACCGGCACAUCGGGCCAUACUCGCAGCACGCAGCGAAUACUUUCGGGCGCUGCUCUACGGCGGCAUGUCGGAGACGUCGCAGCGACAGAUCGCAUUGGAUGUGCCGUUGGAUUCGUUUAAGGUGCUGUUGCGUUACAUUUACUCGGGCACACUGUCGAUGGCGACGCUAGACGAUGAUGCGAUCAUUGGCAUCUUGGGCAUGGCCAAUCAGUAUGGAUUCCAGGAUCUUGAAAUGGCCAUCUCCAACUAUUUGCGUCAAUAUCUGACGCUGAACAAUGUGUGCAUGAUAUUGGAUGCGGCGCGUCUGUACAAUCUGGAGGAGCUCACACAGGUCUGUCUCAUGUUCAUGGAUCGCAAUGCCGAAGAGCUGCUGCUGCACGAUUCCUUCAAAAUGCUCUCAAGGGAAUCGUUAGAGGAGGUGCUGCGUCGUGACUGCUUCUUUGCAUCCGAAGUGCAAAUCUUUUUGUCCGUUUGGAAAUGGAGUCGCUACAAUCCCGAUAUUGAUAUUGAAACGGUGGUCUCCUUGGUGCGUCUACCGCUAAUAAGUCUGGAGGAUCUGUUGCAAGUGGUGCGUCCAUCGGGCAUCCUGAAGCCCGAAAUACUCGAUGCCAAGAUCCUCGAUGCCAUCGAUGAGUGCAGCACAUCGAAAACGUUACCCUAUCGUGCCGCAUUGUGGCCGGAAGAGAAUGUGGCUACAGCGAAAUUCAUGUCGCGUUGCAUUCAGGGCGAAUGUCGUUCCGCUUUGCUGGACGGUGAUGUCACCUCGUAUGACAUGGAGCAUGGUUAUACACGUCAUUGUAUCAGCGAUUGCAAUGAUGAUGGCAUCGUUGUCGAACUCGGCACCAUGUGCAUGAUUAAUCACAUUCGCAUGCUGCUCUGGGAUCGUGAUAGUCGCGCCUAUUCGUAUUUCGUUGAGGUCUCGGGCGAUCAACAGCAUUGGGAACGUGUCAUCGAUUAUAGCAAAUAUCAUUGCCGCUCCUGGCAGUAUUUGUACUUUGAGGCGCGCCCCGUGCGUUUCAUACGUCUCGUGGGCAUUCAGAAUACAGUGAAUCGGGUCUUUCAUUUGGUGGGCUUGGAGGCAACGCAUACAGCGAAUGUGCCCAAGCUGGUUGAUGGCUUUGUGGCGCCCGAUGUCAAUGUGGCCACCGUCGAGAUGAGCGCCAUUGUCACGGAUGGUGUCAGUCAUACACGGAAUGGUCUCAUCAAUGGUGAUUAUACCGGCUACGAUUGGGAUUCGGGUUAUACGUGUCAUCAGCUGGGCAGCGGCGAGAUUGUUGUGCGUUUGGGUCAACCUUACUAUGUGGGAUCGAUGCGUUUGCUAUUGUGGGAUUGCGAUGAUCGCACCUAUAGCUACUACAUUGAGACGUCAACGAAUCGCAAGAAUUGGCAAACUGUGGUCGACAAACGUACGGAGAAGGCGCGCUCCUGGCAGAAUUUACACUUUGCGCCACGCCCCAUUGUCUUUAUACGCAUUGUGGGCACCAGGAAUACAGCAAAUGAGAUCUUUCAUUGCGUGCACUUGGAGUGCCCGACACAGGACAAAGAAUUCCUCAAGCAGAUUGCUGAGAUGAACCUCAAGAAGGAACAGAACAAGGAUAAAGACGAGCAUGAGCUGGACGAUGAUGUGGCUAGCACAUCGCGUGCAGCGGCUGCUUUAACGCUCGACGAACGCGUUGAGUUUCCUGUUUCACCUGGCAGCGAUUCGUUGGUCCGUUGGCCGCCGCAUGUCAAUGGCGAUCUGGACCUCUUUAAACGUUCAUCAGCUGAAGCGAAUCGCGAUCCACUCGAUACGUCUGGCACAUCGACAACGCCAUCAUCGACGCCCCCAACACCAACGACAACAGCAGCACGCUCCAGCGAGCCGGCGCAGCGACAAGCGCCAGUGCCUGCAGAGCCGGAAGUUGCGCAACUUGUUGAGCUGGGCAAUAGUGAUCAACAAGCGGAGCAAGCGCAACAGCAGACGGAUCGCUAAAUCUCGACUUCGACUGUGCGAAACCCCUUUUUUAUACGUGAUCGUUUUUUUUUU